Austrofundulus limnaeus is the source of this 1686-nucleotide messenger RNA. RefSeq names its product WASP like actin nucleation promoting factor b (gene waslb). Gene Ontology annotation, molecular function: actin binding. Lineage: Eukaryota; Metazoa; Chordata; Actinopteri; Cyprinodontiformes; Rivulidae. The record is from RefSeq and is a predicted model, not a curated record. Gene Ontology annotation, biological process: actin filament organization.
GAUGGAGCUGGCUCUAAAACGGAAGCACUUCCAAGUAAACUUUUAGCGUGUUCUGUCUGCGCUCGGUUGCUCCAGUAUUUUGGUCCUAUUUUGAGACGCUACGGGAAGAAUCAGAACCACAUUCCUAAACAGGAUUCCUUUAUUUUUAAAACUAAGUCUUGAGGGGACACAGGACGGACCGGUGUGAGAGGUCGCGGACAGGCCACACGGAUGACMGUCCGGGGGAUUGUUUAUGUAUCUUUUUUGGAUCUCGCAUAACGAGUUUAGUAGCUGCAGACUCUGAUCACUAAUCAUGAGUGGACAUCCGCCGCCACGGCGGCAAGUCAAUGUUGGUUCCCUGCUUCUGUCUCGGGAGGAGAAUGAAAGCCUUUUUAACUACCUUGGCAAAAAAUGCAGCUCUUUGUCUUCAGCAGUGGUCCAGGUGUACACAGGAGACAGAAAUGGCAGCUGGAGCAAAAAAUGCUGUGGGGUGGCRUGCUUGGUCAAAGAUAACCCUCAGAGGUCGUACUUCAUCAGGGUCUGGGACAUCAGGGACGGCAGGAUGAUGUUUGAACAGGAGUUGUACAACAACUUCUCCAUACACAGUCCCAAAGCUUACUUCAUCACGUUUGCUGGAGAUACGUGCCAAGUGGGUGUGAACUUUGCCGAUAACGAGGAGAGCAAGCGUUUCCAAAGCUGCUUGUCUGAUCUGAUUGGGAGAAAACAAAGGAGAACCGAAAAGAGGCGCGACCCCGCAAAUGGACCGUCGUUGCACAUGGCCACCRUCGACAUCAAAAACCCAGAAAUCAGCGGCGUUCAGCGUUCACACAACUCUCAGACGAACAACUUUUCGGCCCCUUCCUUUCCCAGGAGGAUCAAAAAGGAUAAAGGGAACAACAACAAUAAGAAGAAGAAGCUGACGAAGGCGGACAUCGGCACGCCCAGCAACUUCCAGCACGUCAGUCAUGUAGGAUGGAAUCCAAACACGGGCUUUGAUCUGAAUAACUUGGACCCUGAGCUAAAGAACCUGUUCGACCUGGCUGGAAUCUCCGAGGCCGAGCUGAAGGACMGGGAGACUUCUAGGGCCAUUUAUGACUUCAUUGAGAAGAAUGGCGGCGUGGAGGCUGUCAAAAGUGAGGUACGAAGACAAGCUCCUCCACCACCUCCACCCAGAGGCGGCCCCCCUCCCCCACCCCAGCAUCACGGCUCGGCUCCCCCACCUCCUCCAUCCCGGGUCAUCAGGGGCGCCCCGCCGCCGCCGCCGCCCUGGACCCCCACCUGUCCCCUCCAUCCCCACUGAGGGCGGGGACAAGUCGGCUCUGCUGAGUCAGAUCAGGGAGGGCACCCAGCUGAAGAAGAUGGAGCAGAAGGAGAGGCCCGUGUCCAGCAGCGGCAGGGACGCACUUCUGGACCAAAUCCGACAAGGAAUCCAACUGAAAGCUGUCGACGAUAACACUGACUCAGCACCUGCCGCACCAGCGGGCUCUGCAACAGGCAUUGUUGGAGCGCUGAUGAAGGCGAUGCAGCAGAGGAGCAAGGCUAUUCAGUCUUCAGACGAUGAUGACGAUGAUGAAGACGAGGAGGACUUUGAGGAAGAGGAUGAAUGGGAGGAUUAGCAGACUUUAUUUUCCCCCCAACCCUCAAAUAAUUAUGACACUAAAAAUUGAUCUUGUCUCAUAAAAAAUAAAUAUCUGAUUUCAAAAUGUA